AUGACAACUACGCUCACCUCGGGCGGCAACGCCGUCUUUCCCAACUACAACAACGACUUCAGCCACGUCGAGGACCCCAAUGAGCGCCGUCGUCUUGCCCUCGCGGAAAUCGACAAUGCGUCGUUCGGAUGGCGCCACGCUCGUGCGGUUGUUGUGGCCGGCGUCGGCUUCUUCACUGACUCGUACGAUAUCUUCGCUAUCAACCUCUGCUCUGCCAUGCUGGGUGUCGUCUACUGGCAGGAUUCAGCCUCGCGUCCUGGCAAAAUCCCAUAUAAUUCCGACACGGCCAUCAAGGUCUCCACCUCGGGAGGCACGGUCCUCGGCCAGCUGUUCUUCGGAUGGCUGGCUGAUAUGAUAGGACGAAAGCGCAUGUACGGAUUUGAGCUGAUCAUCAUCAUCCUGGCCACUCUGGCGCAGUCUCUGGCUUCGGACUCACCCGGUCUCUCGAUCACUGGUAUUCUGGUCUUUUGGCGCGUCCUGAUGGGAAUCGGUAUCGGUGGAGACUAUCCGCUGUCGUCGAUCAUUACUUCCGAAUUCGCAACCACCAAAUACAGAGGAGCCAUGAUGGCUGCCGUCUUUGCUAUGCAGGGGUUCGGUCAGUUCGGCGCCGCGAUCGUUGCCCUUAUUGUGACAUCUGGAUUCAGAGGGUCGCUGGAAUCCGCAGCCUCCGUCGGUAAGUGUUCGGGGGUGUGUCAGUUGGCCGUUGAUAAAAUGUGGCGCGUUGUCAUUGGGUUCGGUGCCGUUCCUGCCUGCGUCGCCCUCUACUAUCGGUUGACGAUCCCCGAGACCCCUCGCUACACCUUUGACGUCGCCCGUGACAUCAUCAAAGCCAACGCGGACGUGCGUGCGUAUAUGGAAGGCCGCCAUGAAGGACACCCAGACGAGGUGAAGCGCAUUGCGGUGCUGCAGGACGAAAACAUUGAACUGGUGACCCCGAAGGCAAGCUGGCCGGACUUCUGGGCUCAUUACACCCAAUGGAAGAAUGGAAAGGUUCUUCUGGGCACUGCCGGCUCGUGGUUCUUCCUUGACGUGGCGUUCUACGGCCUCGGACUUAACAACUCGAUUAUCCUCAGUGCGAUCGGCUGGACUGGAGGCAGCAACGUAUAUGAAUACUUCUACCGCAACGCCGUCGGCAAUCUGAUCUUGAUCUGCGCGGGCGCGAUCCCCGGAUACUGGAUGACCGUAGCCACGGUGGACACCAUGGGCCGGAAGCCCAUCCAGCUUGGCGGGUUCGCCAUUCUCACCAUCGUCUUCAUCGUCAUCGGGUUCGCCUACGAGCCUCUGAAAAAGUCCAACAACGGUCUCUUGGGCCUCUACAUUGUCGCGCAGUUUUUCUUCAACUUUGGCCCCAACGCAACCACCUUCAUCGUCCCGGGCGAAUGUUUUCCUACGCGUUAUCGCUCGACCUCGCACGGGGUCAGCGCCGCUGCUGGAAAGGUCGGCGCGAUCAUUGCGCAGUGCGUCUUCGGACCGCUGGCGCAUCGCGGCGCGCACGAGGGCAAGAGCUCCAGCGAUACACCCUGGCUGAACCAUGUCAUGCAGAUCUUCGCUCUCUUUAUGCUCUGUGGCGGACUCACCUCGCUCCUCAUCCCGGAGACGAAGCGCAAGACGUUGGAGUUUAUGGCUGGGGAGAAUCUGAGUUCCGGUUCUUCGUCUGUGGUCGAGGGUCCAUCCGGCGAUAACAACGAUAAGAGCGAGACUCCGAAGACUGUUACUACUACUACCGGUGGAGUGCAGGUCUGA
Molecule: messenger RNA, 1743 nt
Organism: Aspergillus steynii IBT 23096
Lineage: Eukaryota; Fungi; Ascomycota; Eurotiomycetes; Eurotiales; Aspergillaceae
Product: phosphate permease
Exons: 3
Coding region: 1-1743 (580 amino acids)
Biological process (GO): phosphate ion transport; transmembrane transport
Cellular component (GO): membrane
Molecular function (GO): phosphate transmembrane transporter activity
Source: RefSeq, a predicted model, not a curated record